Messenger RNA from Aspergillus bombycis, 1752 nucleotides. RefSeq lists its product as uncharacterized. The coding region runs from base 1 to 1752 and encodes 583 amino acids. Lineage: Eukaryota; Fungi; Ascomycota; Eurotiomycetes; Eurotiales; Aspergillaceae. The record is from RefSeq and is a predicted model, not a curated record. The transcript is spliced from 5 exons. Gene Ontology annotation, biological process: SCF-dependent proteasomal ubiquitin-dependent protein catabolic process. Gene Ontology annotation, cellular component: SCF ubiquitin ligase complex.
AUGGCCUUCCCGUUAGUUGGCGAUGUUCUCUAUAUCAUUCUUAACAUCCUCGCGGACCAGCGCGACUACAACAGCUUGUAUCAAUGUGCCUUAACAGCCCGAUGCUUCACGGAGCCCGCCUUACAGGUUCUAUAUAGGCAGCGUAAUUCUUCGACUCUCGGACACCAUCACUUUCUAUCCCGAAGGACGUCUAUCACGUUAGCCGCUCUACGGGAUGUGAAGAUUUACUCGAUUCGCAAAUGGGCUAAGAUGUGGCGCUCCAUAGUGCUGUCUGCCUUGGAGUAUACGUAUGUGCCUUAUUAUACUUAUAUUCAUUAUCUGGACCUUGAAGGCCUGCAGCACCUUCUUCGUGAGCUAUACAAUGAAGAUGAAAAGGAAGCAUUCUUUACCCCGGAGAUUGAUGAUUACUUGUCUCAUGAGUAUGAGAUGAAAGGGAACAGACGGCUUCGUUCCUCUUCCAAGUCAUUUGAUAAAGAAUUUGUUCUGUUGACAGUCGGCUCGGGUCAGUUUAAUCUUGCCUUGGCAAACCUGCGUUAUUCACCCUCUAGCUCUAUGGUACUUCUGUGUCAUAUCAUGACAACCCAGCACAGUAGAAGGUAUCUGACAGGAUAUCCAGAGCAAUCCUCCGUGCUAGCUGAGUUCCUUCAACAGUUACCCUCUCUGCAAACAUUGAGAAUCUGGUCCGGCGCUUCUCUUAUGGAUCAUGUGGGAGGUAAGACUCGCAGCAACUGCCCCGACCUCAAAAAAGUCACAAUACGAUCAUGGUAUGCAGAACCGCCUAAUAAUGCAGAUGCGGACUCGGAAAAGUUUCUAAACGAGCUGCGGCCUAACACUCUGGAGUGUUAUGAAAUGCUUGGCUGUUUCCAACUAGGACCCCGCUCGAUCAGGGCCCUGAGCUCACAUUGGGACUCACUAACCGAACUCAAGAUGGACAGUCUGAGUAUCACGGCAGUCGCUGAGCUACUCUCACUAACCGCACCACCAGCAUUGAAAGUCUUAGUAUUGACAGACUCAGUUGGGAUCUACGAUGAAGCGUUUUCCCAGUCUAUAGACGAAGUGGCCAAUUGGAUACGCCGCUGUAAAACCCUACAGCAGCUGGAACUUAGACGCUUCACGAAGGACGACGCACUUUUACUCGCAAAAGUCCUCCCUGAGGAGAGUCUCCGUCUCUCGAGCGUCUCAUUAAAAGACUACUGGAUACACGAGGCAAGUCUCUUCCAUGAGGCCCUCCACCAGCAGCCAUCUCUACAAUACCUGCACCUGAGCGGCAAAGGAAGCAACGGACCCGAGCACAACGACUCCCUCUUCCAGGCCCUCAGCCAACUAACCAAUCUCCGCGAACUAAAGCUCGAAGAUAUAUCGAGCGGUUUCACCACCGACGAUGUAAUGGCACUAACACCCCAUUUGCCCCAUCUUGAACGGCUCUGGAUCGACGGCCAAUACUUCUGCGACGACAUAUGGAACGCAUUCCUCUGUCUUCCCAAGCUCAAAAACCUCGUCAUCCUCGGCCGCAGUGCAUUCAAAGGCAAGGGCAUUCUUGACUUCAUCGACCAGCUGGGACCGGGGAACAGAGGCUUCCACUUGGCCGUCUUAAAAUCGACGAACGACACGAAUAUUAACGAUAUAACAGAGCAUUUUGUUCGCGAUGCUCUGAUAUCUAAAGUCGAUGGAUACUUCGACUUUGACUGGGCAGAAGGUGGGUACCUCCCCCCUCCCCUCCAAUUCCUUUGUCUCUGCAAUGCUGGAGCUUGA